Clunio marinus is the source of this 1058-nucleotide messenger RNA. The record is from the annotation of a GenBank genome assembly. Lineage: Eukaryota; Metazoa; Arthropoda; Insecta; Diptera; Chironomidae.
UCAGUUGGCUUUUGAUUUUUGCAAGACGCACCACGCACGCACUCAGCUGUGCUCUGACCUGAUUAGAAAGUAUUAUUUUUAUACAUAAAGUGCUCAAUAGAUUUAAAACAAUGGCAGAGAACAUGAACAACGACUCGAACAAUAGUGAUGACAACAAAAAAGUUUACAAUGAGUUUAGAAAAAUGAUUGCAGAAGCGAAGUUUUCACCGAACAUGGACAAGAUCCUUUUGGAACGAUACUUAAAAGUCAGUGACAACAAUCUUGUAAAUGCCUUUGCAUUGCUCAAACAUGGAUUAGAGUUACGUCAAAAAGCGUCGUAUCUGUUCUUCAAUCGUGAUUUAUCGGUAAAAGAAAUUCAAACAGCAUUCACAACCUUUCAAUUUUGUCCUCUUCGGAAGCUAACGAAAGAAAAAUACAAAAUAACAAUUAUUCGCUUUCCAAAAUGUGAUGCCAACCUUUAUGACAGUGUAGAUGUGAUAAAAACAGCACUUAUGAUGUUCGAUGCUUGCUAUACGAUGUAUGACAAUGGUGAUGAUCUUAUCGAAGGAGAAAUCUUCAUUCUCGAUGUUGUUGGAUUUUCGUUUAAGCAAUUUUUAAAUCUCUCUAAGAAUGUAAACACAUUUUUGCAUUACACGAAGUUCCUUCAAGAAGCAGCGCCGGUGCGGUUGAUCUCCAAUCAUAUAACAAACACGUCAAGUAUUAUGGAUGGAGUGUUAGGUCUAGUUAAGCCAAUUCUUCGUAAGGAGCUUCAAGAUUUAGUUCAUUUUCAUAAAGUUGGUAGCGACACAAUGUUAAAAUUCUUUGAGAAAGAUGUGCUGCCGAUUGACUACGGCGGCACUAAUGGCACCAUUGACGAACAUUACAAAGAAUGGUUGAAAGUUUUCGAAACAAAAAGAGACUAUUUACUCAACGAUGAUUACUGGAAAAUAUCUACAGACGAAACUUAAUUAGAUAAACUUGUUUUUUUCUUUCAAACAUUUUUCUGUAACUAAACAUCUUUUUUAUCCAAUAAACUUGUUGAAUUUUCCACUUUUUGGUAUCAGAGCUCCAUAAAUCAA